AUGCCCGAGCCUGGCCGCCAGGGCGCACUAGAGCGCCUCCUCGUCCACAGCUUCUCUCCGGAACCCGUACUGAAGUGGAAAUAUUUUCAGGUUGCACUGUGUCCAUCUCUGUACCAGCCUCUGCUGUCCUGCUGCCAGAGAAAAUCCAUCGCACCAGUGAAGAAAAUAGACUUUGUGUCAAGCUCGUCAGAUGAGAGCUUCAAGGACACUGCCAAAGUGCUCGAAGGCCUCUACUCUUCUGAAGAGAAAGCAGCCAUUUUGCAGGUGCUCAACACAGCGUCUGUGGACGAACUUGCUGCCUUCACAUUUCUUCGAGGAAGGAAAUCAGUUAACAUUGUCAAGCACAGGGAGAAGCAUGGGCUUUUUCAGGACUUGGAAAGCUUAAUGGAAGUGCCUUUGUUCCAGUAUAAAACCAUAGUGAAAGUGUGUGACUCAAUCCUACAGCCAGAAUGGAAGAGGAAAAAAAGAGAGAAAAGAACCACAGAAAACUGGGUGCUAGGAAAGGUGACCAAGCCAGGAGUGGAAAAAAAGAAGCUUAAGGCAGCUAAUAGUAUUGUGUCUAUUGUUUUUGGCAAAGAAAAAAUCGCCUGGGCUCAUCUUGAUAACAAACUAACAGUUCUUGACUGGCAGCAAGGAAAUUCCUUUAAACAGAUGAAAGAAACGUACGUGUCAUCUGUGUAUCUGGAAAGGAUUUCUUCAAUAGUUUCAGAAAUCCUGAAGCGAUUUCUACGUUUGGAAAAAAGGACAUUCUCUCUUCAGCAGACAACUUUGUUUCCAGUCGCAUUACACUUCCACAUUGUGGAGGCCCAUGCUGUAUUCCUUGUUAAACAAACGUUUGCUCAGGAUGGCCACCAUCGGGUGUUGAGCAUGAGCCGGAAUGUGGUGGGGAAACACUUUGAUUUGAUGCUUGGCACUAUGCGGACAAGCGGCAUGGAUGUGGUCCAGCAGCUUCUCACAGACUCUGUAAUGAAAGCAGAGCCCCGGGUGUUCUUCCCACCAGAGAGGGUGAUACGCUAUAGAAGUAUGAUGGAGACUAACGGAAGAGAAAGGAAGGAAGAGUUGUGGGAUUCCCUGCUGCAAGCAGUGGCUUUUUAUGAGCUCUUGGUGUUCGACCCUCAAACGUAAAGCUUUCCCUGGGUGCAAUACGGCGCAGGGCAGAGGCUCUUCAACUUUGUCUUGCUCGUGUUAGCAUAGUGGAGAGAGCACUAGACUUGGAGUCCAAAAUCUCCGGGUUCAAAUCCUGCCCUGUACACUUUCUCCAGGUGUGAACCUGGGCAAGUCACCUCAGCCCCUACUCUGUGAAACAAGAGGGCUGGACUUGAUGGCCCAUAAUUCUAGGUCCUUCUAGCUCUAAAUGGGUAACCUUCUGACCCUCAGCACACUGGCCACUUAAAUUGACAACAAAGAAACGUUCCCAGACCCUGACCUUGGGAUUCCCCACCUCUCCCAUCCAUCGUUAUCUCUUCAGGCAUGGAAAUAGAAGAGAUGCCUUUGCACCAACCUCCGGGAUAGAGGUGGUAUGGUGAUCUUCCCGACUCCUAGCUGGGAAGGCUUCAGGUGAGCACGAGGCUUCUGCCAGCAGCCUGGCAGAAAGCCAUGGCCCCUUUUGAGAACCUGCAGACAGUCUCUCUCUGCGCCAUAGCUCUGCCAACUGGGUGAUCUUGAGUGAUUCAGCUUAGAAGCAGGAUACUGUUGGUCCAGAGAGAAGAAAAAAGGCACGAGAGGUUCUCCAGGCUUGUGCCCUCAACUAGCAGCUCAGGGAACAGAGGCGACGUUGAUAACAGGCCAUCUGAGUCUAUAAAUCUAGUGGUUUUUUACCCUGUUCCAUACUGACCCCAGAAACCUGGCUUAUCUAUAAAACGAGAAUGGGUUGGACUAGAUUACCCCUAACAUCCUUUCCAGUCGUAACAUUAUGAGCCUCAGUCAUCAGCAACUCUUAGUAGCAGCAUUUCUAAGACUGCACAACUUAGCCAUCUCUUGGUUUUUCAUGUCAAAGGCUGGGAGAAUAUGGUUAGUUGAAGUGGGGAUUUUUAGACACUUGGGUGGCUCAUACUUUUUUGGCGAUCAACUAAAGAUCAGUCAGAUCAGUUAUUUAGAAAGCCUGCUAAGGAAUCCAGUGCUGUUAACAAGGUGCCAGUCCUCCUCCCCUUUACCUGUCUGUCCUCUCAGGUGAUGGUGCCUAAAAAGCAACAAACAGACCAUAUACCACCAUCCCCCUCAAAAGCUGUGCCAUAGCUAUGAUUAUUUUUGGUUUUGUUUUGGCAGGGCAAUGAGUGUUAAGUGACUUGCCCAGGGUCACACAGCUAGUAAGUGUUAAGUAUCUGAGGCCAGAUUUGAACUCAGGUCCUCCUGAAUCCAGGGCCGGUGCUUUAUCCACUGCGCCACCUAGCUGCCCCCUGUGCCAUAGGUAUUAUUACACUACAGGUUGACAAAUGAAGUGUAUUCUCAUUGUGGGUUUUUAAUGGUUGUGACUCUCCAGGAAAUAUCAGAAUAAUAAAAGCUUUGCUUUUAAUUAUUUGGGGGUUUUUUGCCUUUUUUAAGGUUUUUGGUUUUUAAAAAGCCUUUACAACCCAGUCCCCUUCUACUUUUCUGGUAUCCUACUUCCCUCCUUGGCCUCUGUGAUAGGGCACCAUGAGGCUCCCUGCUAUUGUUUGUUUUGGGGUUUUGGGGUUUUUUUUUUGUUUUUGCAGGGCAGUGAGGGUUAAGUGACUUGCCCAGGAUCAC
Dromiciops gliroides (monito del monte) is the source of this 2724-nucleotide messenger RNA. It is a transcript of the gene TEFM, whose product is annotated as transcription elongation factor, mitochondrial. NCBI's taxonomy places the organism in Eukaryota, Metazoa, Chordata, Mammalia, Microbiotheria, Microbiotheriidae. The record is from RefSeq and is a predicted model, not a curated record. Gene Ontology annotation, cellular component: mitochondrial nucleoid. Gene Ontology annotation, molecular function: DNA polymerase processivity factor activity; nucleic acid binding. Gene Ontology annotation, biological process: transcription elongation by mitochondrial RNA polymerase; mitochondrial transcription.